CUUUGUUCUGCGGGUCGUGGUUUGCAUCGGGCUCAUAUUGGAUGGGUAUCGGUGACCUGUCGAGUCUGAUUUCCUGAUCUCACAUUCACUAAAGACUCGACGACUCUCGACUAUUUACAUACGAGAUAAUCUAAACAUGAAGGCUCUCCGACGCUCCCUGAAAGGGGAGAAGGAUUCCAAACCCCACCACCACCACCAGCACCACCACCAGCAGCACCACCAUCUGUCCAUUACGCCCAAGUCCGCCGUUGCCAUUCUGCCUCCAAAGAAGGUCAUCAAGGCUCUCUACGAUUAUCAACCCGAACCAGGGAACACCCAGGAAUUGGCAUUUAGCAAGGGCGAUUUCUUCCACGUUAUCAGCAGGGAAGACGACUCGGACUGGUACGAAGCGUGCAAUCCCCUUAUCCCUACCGCCAGGGGGCUGGUUCCCGUGACCUUUUUCGAAGUUAUCGGCAAAACCCAGCGAGACAGCAGCGGAUCCAUCGACCUGGGCAAGAAAAAGGAACCGCACGACUCUGGCUUCGCUGAUCGCGCUACUUCUUCAGGUUCUGAAUUUGGUUCAGGCUCCUCUAAGUCUUAUCAGUCGCACCCCGCAUUCCCCCGAACUUCCAUGAUGGGCAAAGCCGGCGGAGGCGCCAUGGUGUAUGGGGUCGUUCAGUACGAUUUCCAGGCUGAACGGCCCGAUGAGUUAGACGCCAAAGCAGGCGAGGCCAUCAUCGUCAUCGCCCAAUCGAACCCUGAAUGGUUCGUCGCAAAACCCAUCGGUCGCCUUGGGGGUCCCGGCCUGAUUCCCGUUUCGUUUAUCGAGCUUCGUGACAUGCAGAGUGGGCAGGCUGUUGCAGACCCGCUCGAGGCUGUCAGGCGCGCUGGUGUUCCAAAAGUGGAGGAGUGGAAAAAGAUGACUGCCGAAUAUAAAAACAGCAGCAUCAGUCUAGGUAAAAUCGAGACGACUGGCUCCAUGCAAUCCGUCACUUCGGGUAUGGAGAGGAUGUCAGUGCGACAGAGCGCGGACCAUGUGAGCCACAUGAGUCAAAACGGCCAUGCUAAUGCGUACCAUAACCGAAACGCGAGCAAGGCGUCUAUUGCCCCGUCUACCCAUCAGCAACCGCCGCCCCACAGUCAGCAACCCUUAGUCGCACCCAUUGCUGCCUCGAUCCCUCGGUACUGCUUCGACAAUGAUAAGUACUGGUACAUCAUUGAAGUUAAGAUGGAGGACGGUCGCUGCUGGGAGCUGUCGCGAUACUACCACGACUUUUAUGAUUUCCAGAUUGCUCUGUUGACCCAGUUUGAGGAGGAGGCAGGCAAUCGGGGCAAACCCCGAACCCUACCAUUCAUGCCCGGUCCUGUCGCUCACGUUACCGAUGCCAUUUCUGACGGCCGCCGGCAUAAUUUGGAUGAAUAUAUCAAGAAGCUCUUGGCUAUGCCUCCACACAUCACCCGAUGCGCUCUCGUCCGUCAGCUCUUCGCGCCUCGUCCAGGCGACUUCGAGAUUGACCCGAGUGCUUUUGGAGAAGAUGCCCGGUUCUCAGGCGGCUCGCAGCACUCGUCUGGCCAUGAGCUUUCUCCCAGCGCCUCAAGGCAAUCGUCGCAACAACAGAAUGGGCCUUCGGAACGAAGCUCUCACUCUCACUCCCAUUCACACUCCCACUCGCACCAGCGAUCUCAGACUUCCAGCUCUAUUCCCAACGGAAAGCCCCCCAUGGUCCGACAGCAAAGUUCUCUUACUCAAGUCUCAACCUCAAGUGGUGGUGCUUUGAAAGUCAAGGUCAAUUUCCAAGACGAUCUCAUUGCUAUCCGCGUCCCGAGCGAUAUCAAUGUCCAGCAGCUAAAAGAAAAGCUUAUGGACCGGUUGAAGAUCAAUGACGAGAUCGUGGUGCAAUACAAGGAUGAGGCGUCGGGCGCCUACGUCGACCUUAUCAGCGACAGCGAUCUCGAUACCGCUAUCCAGCGGAAUUCCAAACUUACCCUCUACGUUGGACUCGCAUAG
Molecule: messenger RNA, 1987 nt
Organism: Aspergillus nidulans FGSC A4
Lineage: Eukaryota; Fungi; Ascomycota; Eurotiomycetes; Eurotiales; Aspergillaceae
Product: phosphatidylinositol-3-phosphate-binding protein BEM1
Exons: 4
Coding region: 137-1987 (616 amino acids)
Biological process (GO): regulation of conjugation with cellular fusion; positive regulation of mating projection assembly; positive regulation of cellular component organization
Cellular component (GO): cell cortex; cell division site; catalytic complex
Molecular function (GO): protein-macromolecule adaptor activity; molecular adaptor activity; phosphatidylinositol binding
Source: RefSeq, a predicted model, not a curated record